AUGGCGGCCAAGUCGGACGGCAUGUUGGGGGUCGGCUCCGGCUUCGCCCAGCUCCAUAACCUGGACGAGGCUGCGGCUGCUGCGAUGGGGGGCGAGGGGGACCCCGGGGAGAGCAGCUCCAUCCACAUCUGCCAUUGCUGCAACACCUCAUCGUGCUACUGGGGCUGCAGGAGCGCCUGCCUCAGGUCCCUGCUGCGGAGGGGCAAGGGGUCCGGGGUCCUGGGGGGCAACAAGAGGGAGAAGCAGGUGCAGAAGGGGGAGAGGGCCUGGUUAGACUGCCUCUGGAUAGUGCUGGCCCUGAUGGUCUUCUUCUGGGACGUGGGCACCGACCUGUGGCUGGCUGCAGACUAUUACACCAAGAGGGACUACCUGUACUUCUCCUUGACCCUGUUGUUCGUCCUGGUGCCCUCGGUGCUGGUUCAGAUCCUUAGCUUCAGGUGGUUCGCCCAGGAUUAUACCGGGGGUGGGCUGGGGGCGGUGGAAGGGCUCAGCAGCAGGGGACCCCCCAUGAUGGGGAGUACCCAUCACUACCACCGACACCAGUACACCACCACCACCAGACCCGGGGCUGAAACGUUCUGCAGGAUGUCUGUCUGGAUCUGGCAGUCUGUCAUCCACAUCCUGCAGAUGGGACAAGUGUGGAGAUACAUUCGAACCAUGUACCUGGGCAUUCAGAGCCAGAGGCAGAAGGAACACCAACGUCGCUUUUAUUGGGCUAUGAUGUACGAAUAUGCAGAUGUCAACAUGCUGCGACUCCUAGAAACCUUUCUAGAGAGCGCUCCGCAACUGGUGCUACAACUCUGCAUAAUGAUCCAAAAGAACCGUGCAGAGACACUCCCAUGUGUUUCCUCUGUGGCUUCUUUGAUGUCCCUUGCUUGGGUGCUAGCCUCCUAUCACAAGCUCCUACGGGACUCCAGGGACGAUAAGAAGAGCAUGAGCUACAGAGGAGCGCUUAUCCAUCUCUUCUGGCGGCUUUUCACCAUAUCAUCCAGAGUUAUCUCUUUCGCUCUCUUUGCUUCAAUCUUCCAGCUCUACUUUGGGAUCUUCGUAGUUGUCCACUGGUGCGUCAUGGCCUUCUGGAUCAUCCACGGUGGGACAGACUUCUGCAUGUCGAAGUGGGAGGAGAUCCUCUUCAACAUGGUGGUAGGAAUUGUGUACAUUUUCUGCUGGUUUAACGUCAAGGAAGGCCGGACUCGAUAUCGAAUGUUCGCUUACUACACUGUUAUUCUGACGGAGAACGCGGCCUUGACGUUCCUUUGGUAUUUUUACAGAGAUCCCGACGCGACCGACUCGUACGCCGUGCCAGCACUGUGUUGUGUGUUUCUUUGUUUCGCCGUCGGGAUAGUGUUCAUGCUUCUAUAUUACGGCGUGCUGCACCCCGCGGGGCCGCGCGCUAAGAUAUUCGCCAGCUCCUGUUGCGCCGAGCUGCUCUGGGGCAUCCCUCUGCCCCCCGACGUCGAGCCGAUGGCGCCUCAGACCCCGGGGCAACGGGGGGGCCAGGCGACGCCGACCAGGGCGGUGACGGAGCAACAGGAUGACCUAACGGCCGACACAUGCUUGCCCGUUUUCCAGGUGAGACCAACUGUGCCAUCUACUCCCUCUGGGCGCCCUUACUAUCCGGAGGGUCCGCUCAUUAAGAUCGACAUGCCAAGAAAAAGAUAUCCAGCUUGGGACGCGCACUUCGUGGACAGACGUUUGAGAAGGACUAUCAACAUCCUCCAGUAUAUCACCCCGACCGCCGUAGGUAUUAGAUACAGAGAUGGUCCUCUCUUGUACGAAUUGCUACAAUACGAGUCUUCUCUAUAACGCUCCAAGCACAGAAGGAACCUUAUUUUUGUUUACGACAUCGAAACGUAUCUAGAUCCAAAACGACACAAAGCGAGAGGAAGCUUGGGGUGCGGGGGAGGGGAAAAGCUCUAUUUCUGGUUGCUAUAUGUAUACAAAGAUAUUCUAUAUGUUUUAUAAUUACAAACUGGGGUGGUGGGGGAGGGGGGAAACAAACAAAAAAAAAGACUAUUCUUUGGUGUUUUACACUCAAGAAACAGUAUUGAAACAUCCACGCUACGAUCCGGGACGGAGAGAAGACGUCUCCCUUCGGUGUUUUAUACAUUAUACAAAAAAAAUAAAUAAAAAGCGUAGAGAAUUUAUGGGAUUGGUGCUGACAGAACAAACUAACCUUCAUCUGCCUUAUGCCUUUUGGUGCUGAGUUUCAUUAAGUACUGUCACCUUUCUAAUGCAAAACCAGUGGUUAUCGAGUCAGGAGACGGUCGAGCCUUUCGUCUGCCAACUUUGGGGUUCGGGAGUAGCGGCGGAGCGGAGAACGCACGUAACCCAACGUGUCUUCUCAGGACAGAAACAAAGGGUUCCGGUGCUAUCCGUUAACCCUUCCCCCCCUCCCUAGGCCGCCUCGGCAAACGGGCCCCGAAGGGUUAAUCCGUAGUGGGACCUCCAACACGGUGCUAUGUGAUGCUCAGCUGUAUCCUACUUGCACUGAUUUCACAUAGUAAUACCAUUUUUACUUCCAAAAAAAAACACACACACAAAAACAGUUGAGCUUUGAUAAAAACACCAAAAAAAAAACACAACAAAAUAACAAAACAAGAAGAAAAAAAAAAAACUGUUAAAUAUGUCACAUAUAAGACGAUAUUCAGUAAUAAUAAAACUCAGCAUGGUAGCAAAAAGAAAGAAAAUUUAAAGGCACAAUACUUUGAUUGGUGACGCAAAUUUAAUCGUACAUUUUAACCCCUUAGUGACAAAGCCCGUACAUGCACGGGCUCAAAAUGCAUUGUUUUCAAUGGGUUUUGGGGACCACCCGUUGUCCUUAAGGGGUUAAGGCCGUGCGGAGAGAGCACCGAGUGUUACAAUAAAUCCACUAGGUUCCUGUCUAUUGUCUCUUCUUCAAUCUGAGCCUUAAAGUGAUCUGUAGUGAUACGUUUUAGGUUUUAUUCUGCUUUUUGGGUUUUUAUUUUUUUUUGGUUUUUU
Messenger RNA from Spea bombifrons (plains spadefoot toad), 2982 nucleotides. It is a transcript of the gene XKR6, whose product is annotated as XK related 6. The transcript has 3 exons. Gene Ontology annotation, biological process: engulfment of apoptotic cell; phosphatidylserine exposure on apoptotic cell surface; apoptotic process involved in development. The coding region runs from base 1 to 1806 and encodes 601 amino acids. The record is from RefSeq and is a predicted model, not a curated record. Lineage: Eukaryota; Metazoa; Chordata; Amphibia; Anura; Pelobatidae. Gene Ontology annotation, cellular component: plasma membrane.